This is a messenger RNA of Gavia stellata (red-throated loon), 2505 nucleotides long. RefSeq names its product semaphorin 4C (gene SEMA4C). The record is from RefSeq and is a predicted model, not a curated record. Bases 1 to 2505 code for a protein of 834 amino acids. NCBI's taxonomy places the organism in Eukaryota, Metazoa, Chordata, Aves, Gaviiformes, Gaviidae. The transcript has 14 exons. Gene Ontology annotation, molecular function: semaphorin receptor binding; chemorepellent activity. Gene Ontology annotation, biological process: neural crest cell migration; muscle cell differentiation; semaphorin-plexin signaling pathway.
AUGGCCCCCCACCGGCUGCUGGCCCUCGCCUCGCUGCUGGCUCUUGCCACUGCUGCCACCCCCUCGGGGUCCUUGUGGAGCGCCGUGCCCCGAAAAACUGUCCCCUACGCGGAGCUAAAGGACGCGGCCAAGCGCUUCUCGCAGGGGGGGGUCUCGCACUACCUGACGCUGACGCUGGACGAGGCCGAGGCGCUGCUCUACGUGGGCGCCCGCGAAGCCGUCUUCGCCCUGGCCACCGGCACCGUGGAGCUCAAGGCGGCGAUCUCCUGGGAAGCCCCCGUGGACAAGAAAGCUGAGUGCAUCCAGAAGGGCAAGAACAACCAGACCGACUGCUUCAACUACGUGCGCUUCCUGCAGAGCUACAACAGCUCCCACCUCUACGCCUGCGGCACCUACGCCUUCCAGCCCAAGUGCACCUACAUCGAACUGUCCGGCUUCACCCUGGACCAAGUGGCUUUCGAGGACGGCAAGGGGAAGUGUCCGUACGACCCCACCAAGGGACACACCGGCCUCAUCGUGGAUGGGGAGCUGUACUCGGCCACCUUCAACAACUUCCUGGGCACGGAGCCCGUCAUCCUCCGCAACCUGGGCCCCCACUACUCCAUGAAGACGGAGUAUCUCACCUCCUGGCUGAACGAGCCCCACUUCGUGGCUUCGGCUUACGUGCAGGAGAGCGCGGCCAGCAGCACCGGGGAUGACGACAAGGUUUACUUCUUCUUCAGCGAGCGAGCGGUGGAGUACGACUGCUACGCGGAGCAGGUGGUGGCCCGCGUGGCGCGGGUCUGCAAGGGUGACGUCGGCGGUGCCCGCACGCUGCAGAAGAAGUGGACGACCUUCUUGAAGGCUCGUUUGGUGUGCUCGGCGCCCGAGCAGCAGCUCCACUUCAACCGCCUCCAGGCUGUCUUCACUCUGCCGGGGGCCGACUGGCAGGACACCGCCUUUUUCGGCGUCUUCCAGGCCCGCUGGGGGGACGUGGACGUCUCAGCUAUUUGCCGGUACCACAUCCUGGAGGUGAAGAAGGCGUUUGAGGGGCCCUACAAGGAAUACCGGGAGCAGGCGCAGAAGUGGGGCCGGUACUCGGAUGAGGUGCCGAGUCCCCGUCCCGGCGCGUGCAUCACCGACUGGCACCGGCAGAACGGCUUCGCCAGCUCCCUCGAGCUGCCCGACAACACCCUCAACUUCGCCAAGAAGCACCCGCUGAUGGACGAGCCCAUCCUGCCCCACCAUGGGCGCCCGCUCCUCCUCAAGAAAGACGCCAACUUCACCCAGCUGGUGGUAGACCGGGUGCCGGGGCUGGACGGCACCGUCUACGAGGUGCUCUUCAUCGGCACAGGUGACGGCUGGGUGCACAAGGCGCUGAACCUGGGUGCUCGCGUCCAUCUGGUCGAGGAGCUGCAGGUUUUUGAGCCGGCGCAGCCCGUGGAGAGCCUGGUCCUGGCUGGUCGGAAGAAGCUGCUCUUUGCCGGCUCCCGUUUCCAGGUGGCCCAGUUGCCCCUGGCUGACUGCAGCCGCUACCAGUCGUGCACGGACUGCGUCCUCGCCCGGGAUCCCUACUGCGCCUGGAGCCACAACGCCAGUCUCUGCGUCCGCACCGAGGGCCUCAACGGGUCCCAGCUGGUCCAGGACGUGCUGAGCUCCGACACCCGUGCCUGCACCCUGCCGCAGGUGGCCAAGCAAGGGCCCAUCACCCCCAAAAAUGUGACGGUGGUGGCGGGCACCGACCUGGUGCUGACGUGCCGUUUGGGCUCCAACCUGGCCCAGGCGCUGUGGACCUUCGAGGGCCGGGCGCUGGCGGCUGAGCAGGCGCUGGUGCUGCACGACGCCCGUCUGCGGGCUCUGGUGGUGCCGGGAGCCGGGGCGCAGCACAGCGGCACGUACCGCUGCUUCUCGGAGGAGCAGGGCGCCCGGUUGGGCGGCGAGGUGUACCGGGUGGCGGUGUUGGCCGGCCCUGGGGUGCCGCUGGAGACGCGGGCGCCGCUGGAGAGCCUGGGGCUGGUGUGGGUGGUGGCGGUGUGCCUGGGUGCCCUGUGCCUGGUGCUGGUGCUGGUGGUGCUCUCGCUUUGGCGGCGGCUGCGGGAGGAGCUGGGCAAAGGCGCCAAAGCCAUCGAGAGCACCCUGGUGUACCCCAUCGAGCUGCCCAAGGAGCCCCCCAGUCCCCGCUUCGUGCCCAGCGCCGCCUCCGACUCGGACGAGAAGCUCUGGGACCCGGCCAGCUACUACUACUCGGACGGCUCGCUCAAAAUCGUGCCGGGUCAUGCCGCCUGCCGCAACGGAGGCCCCCCCGGUGCCACCUCGCCGCCCAACGCCAUUCCUGGGCAGCCCCUCCACUCGCCCACCCGCAUCCACCUGGGUCCCCUGCGCGGUUCCUCCUCCAACGGCUACAUCCGCCUGGCGCUGGGCGCCGAAGAGCGGCCGCCCUGCGCCGAUUUGGCCGAGGAGCUGCGGCGCAAGCUGCAGCAGCGCCAGCCCCUGCCCGACUCCAACCCCGAGGAGUCGUCGGUCUGA